AUGGCGAUGCAGAGGCUUCAGGUUUAUGUUCUUCUCAUCCUUAGCUUGGCACUAACGUGCGCCGCUACCACUUACGUCGUGGGGGGAAAUUCUGGCUGGGACAUAAGCACUGAUCUUGACACGUGGGCAACCGGAAAGACAUUUUUCGUCGGCGAUGUUCUAGUGUUCCAAUUUUCUUCUUCCGAAGCUCUAGACGAAGUGACGAAAGAAAAUUACGACAAAUGCAACACGACCAACGUAUUGAGAUCCUAUACAAACGGGAACACAACAAUCACGUUGUCGAAACCUGGAACGAUGUAUUUUAUAUCUGGUAACAAGUUAUAUUGCCUUGGGGGGAUGAAGUUGCAAGUAGAUGUAGAAAACAAUCAAGCAUAUUCUCCAGCCAAUCCACCUCAGCCAGCAUCUGGGGCUACUCUUCCAGUACAGCCUUCUACAAAGACCAACGUUCCUACUUCGAGCGGGGUUGUGCAUGGGGGAUGGCAUAGUACUCUUAUGUCAGUUUCUAUAGGUUUUCUGGCUACCGUCUUAUGGGUGCAUGGUGCAGAUAUGAAUAUAUAUUUACGUUAAAAAAAACAUAUAUACUUCUCAAAUUCUCAAGGUUGCUUUUGGUUUUUUGAAUAUCUAAUCAAAUCUGUAGCUUCUGGCUGCUU
Molecule: messenger RNA, 650 nt
Organism: Corylus avellana
Lineage: Eukaryota; Viridiplantae; Streptophyta; Magnoliopsida; Fagales; Betulaceae
Product: Cupredoxin superfamily protein
Cellular component (GO): plasma membrane
Molecular function (GO): electron transfer activity
Source: RefSeq, a predicted model, not a curated record